Messenger RNA from Anoplopoma fimbria (sablefish), 3638 nucleotides. RefSeq names its product probable C-mannosyltransferase DPY19L4. Lineage: Eukaryota; Metazoa; Chordata; Actinopteri; Perciformes; Anoplopomatidae. Gene Ontology annotation, cellular component: nuclear inner membrane. The transcript has 19 exons. The coding region runs from base 271 to 2574 and encodes 767 amino acids. The record is from RefSeq and is a predicted model, not a curated record. Gene Ontology annotation, molecular function: mannosyltransferase activity.
CCAACAGCAUCCGGGACUUCCGCUAUGUCACAGCCCAGCAGCUGAUGCAGUGCUUACAGUUGACACCGCAAAAACCGAAACUAACACUGCUGAUAUCACAACUUCACACAAGAAAAGUUGAGCCAAAAGAGGGAAGCUCACAGCUCGACUUGUCACCUGCCUAGUUUCCCUCAAAGCGGAGUAUUUAUUCAAGAGCUCUGGGUUCGCCAGCCGCUUGUUAGCUAGCACGCUGCUGCACCACAUAUCAGACGACUGUCAUUUUAUCUUGUCAUGACCGAGUUAAGAUGUCGUAAAAAAGCCUCUUUGGACGGACACCAAGAGGAGGAUGAGCGCCAACAUGAGCCUGAGGUGGAGAAUACAGAGCCGGUGGACGCAGAGGAUGAUGGGAGUGCGUCCACUGGUGGAGAUGGAGAGGGCGAGCAGCAGAAGGGUGAGGGGGAAGUAAAAGAAGAGGAUGCUCAGCAGAAACAAGAAGAAUCAAACAGACCCGAGUCCUCUGUCGAAAGAUCAAAGUGCUCUUCUGUAUCGGGUUUCUUGCAGCGCCUUGCGAGGCUAUUCUUCGGAUGCCUGGCAGCAGUUGCCUGUGGCGUGCUCUAUGCCACAUACAUCUCGUUCUAUCAUGACAGGAAGUUCUGGUUUUCGAUUAGACAGGACCUUGAGCGAGAAAUCACUUUCCAAGGAGGCAGCGGGCUCUAUUAUUACUACUACAAGCACAUGCUGACGGCACCGUCCUUUGAGAGAGGGUUUUAUGAGCUGACGCUAGAUAACAGGACUCUUUCAGGUCAGACCAUCAACGUAGUGGAGCGCUUGUCUCUGUAUCCAGAGCUCAUCACAAGCUUCAUAUACAGAGUCACAGACAGCCAGGAUUAUGUGGAGCCAAUCUACUUCUACGUUGGAGCGGUUUUCGGACUCCAGGCCAUCUAUGUCACCGCCCUGUUCGUGUGUAGCUGGGUGAUGAGCGGCACCUGGGUGGCCGGCAUGUUGGCCGUGUCCUGGUACGUGAUCAACAGACCGGAUACAACCAGAGUGGACUACGCAAUUCCUCUGCGGGACAACUGGGCUCUGCCUUUCUUCGCUUGCCAGGUUGCAGCUUUGACCGGAUUCCUGAGUCAUAAAUUCAGCUCUGCCACUGAGAUGUGUUGCUAUCUCACCAUGAGUGCCACCACCUUUAUCUUCCUCCUGGUCUGGGAGCACAGCCACUACGUGCUCUUCAUCCAAGGCAUCUGUCUUUACCUACUCGACUCUUUUGACCUGGUGCCACCGCGUAAGAUGGCCGACAUUCACAAACUGUUCCUCGGCGCUCUGCUCCUGGCCUACUUGUUCCAGUUUCUGAACCCGGCCCUGCUCAGCUCGCCUCUGCUUAGCUUCCUGAUUGGCUCAGUGUGCGCGAGGUACUUCCAGCAAAAGAUGAAGAUGGGACCUCUUGUUGCCAGAGUCAUGAAGAUCUUCUUACCCUUCUACCUAGUCUUUACCAUAGGGAUCACUUUCAGUUUUCUGGUCAAGAAAUUUAUGCCUGUAAGUGAGAGUGACUUCAUUUUGAAAUUCCUUGAAGUAAAAUUUGGGCUCAACACGACGACUGACUUUAUCACCAACUUCCUCCUGUGCCAAGAGAGUUUCCAGUCACCCGGUCAGGACUUAUUUCUACGACUGACACAGGCCUCAGUCCUUCCCUUCUACUUGCUGGUGCUCACUGUGUGCUUGCUGUCCACCCUGCAGACCAUUUACAGAAGACUGAGUGGCGAGCCAAUGCAAACCAACCUCAGACUUGAAGAUGGGCGAAUAGGGGAGCAGCCAGAGGUCAUCUAUCAUGUUUUUCACACGUUGCUUUUCGGAGGCCUGGCCCUGCUGUUUGACGGGAUGAAGUAUUUAUGGACCCCGUACGUCUGCAUGUUUACAGCAUUCGGCGUGUGUUCUCCAGACCUCUGGAUGACUGUGUUUAAGUGGCUCAAACUGAAGUCCAUCCACCCGGUAGUACUGUCUCUGAUCCUGAGCACAGCGGUUCCUACUAUCAUUGGUUUCAGUUUGUGGAGAGAGUACUGCCCUCGCGUCUUAGGAGAGCUGUCAGAUCUGCAGGAGUUUAACGAUCCAGAUACGGUGGAGCUGAUCAGCUGGAUCAAGUCACAGGCUCCGGUGGCAGCAGUCUUUGCAGGAAGCCCUCAGCUGUUGGGAACGGUGAAGUUGGGCUCAGGUUCAGCUGUGACCAGUCUACCACUUUACUCUGACAUCAACCUGCUGAUGAGAACUGAAGAUACUUACCAGGUGUAUGCAAUGAGAUCUUCAGAGGACAUCUACAAGAUUCUGACCGCUCAGAAGGCAAACUACGUGAUCAUCGAGGAGUCGAUUUGUAACGAGCUUAGUCUCAAUAAAGGCUGUAGGAUCAAAGACCUGCUGGACAUCUCCAAUGGACAUGUGGUUUAUGACAAAGGAGAGGUUUACUCUUUCUCCAAGCACGGGAGAUUCUGCCACGAGAUAAAGAUGAACCACUCGCCCUACACAAACUACUUCACUCGGGUUUUCUGGAACCGCUCGUACCAUGUGUACAAAGUGAACUCCGUCAUCUCCUUUCAGUACUGACAGCAGUUCCCGCCUCCACCUGCUGAGAAUCCACUGAGCCCUGGCUCUGCCCUCCAUGUCAUAUCUACCAUGUUACACACAAAGGACUUGGGAGAAGGGAAAAUGUCUAAUCACUGGUACCUCCCACAUCCUUUUGUAGAUGUUAAAGCUGGAAAUUCAAGCACAACUUGGUCAUUGGUUUUUGGUCUACACAUGGUUUGAUUAAAAUCAACAUGAAAGGGCCCUGUUGAGGUUGAAAUAUGCCAUAAGUAAUGAUCACUGUACUGUAGUUUUAUAAGCCAUGCCUUACUGUUACUGUGAUGUAUUUAAUGAAGGGAGAGUUGAUAUGUGAGGUCUAUGUGUUUACUCUGUACAGAGGCCGAGACUUUUUUUUUUAACGCUCUGCAAAAGGGAAGAGGGUAAGUAAAGGUGAGAAGCUCAUGUAGAGUUGCUUCAAACACCAUGGAUAUUUAUGAAAAGACCGUUUGAUUUUAAUGUGUCAUAUGUGCUCUGCCUCUCCCAUUUUAAUCCAAAUACUGAUCGAUUGAACAACCUAGGGCAAUAGAAACAAGAUCUGAACUUUCAUUUGAAAGGGAAGUGGAGGCUGCUCUUCAUGCUCCUUAAUUCUUCAUUAUGUCUCUAUCAUUCUCUUCAUCUGGAUGCCUUAUUUUGAGAUGUGGGAACCUGAAUGACUUACACCUCUUUUUAUAAAUCCCACCUUUAGUUGCCUCUGAGACUCACCGUUCCCCCUCCCCUGGGUCUUACCUGAAGUAUUUGGUGGUCAUUUUCCCUCUGGUGCUAUAAAGUGUCACAAAUGACUGUCCCUCUGCAAAAGGCCAUGUAGUGACUAGUAGGUUUUGAAUUAUGGAAAAUAAAAGUGUGUAUGAGUUGAUAAUUACAAAGCUGAUUUCUUAUGUUGCCAUUUGGUGCCAAUAACUUUUUUUUCAAGCUUAUUAUGCUUUAAUAUCAUUUGAAUGUCCAAUAUUUCCUUUUAAGUCUAACAAGGAGGGAAUAAGGGAAAGAAAAAGGCACGUUUAUAUAUUCAAGAUAAUUUUUGCUUUGCAUUUUUUUGUUCUAAAUAGCUU